CAGUCACGAGUGCGGAAGUAUUCAACUAUUAGCGUUAGCCACCCUACCGCUUCACCAGAAACAGAAAGAGCUCAACAAAUCCCCACAAACAUCAGAAAUAUGGCACUGAACCGCAAUCAUUCUCAACAGGGAGGGGUCCUCAUUGAUAACAGCGAGAGUGUGCUGAGAGACUGUAAGAAUGUGGAGCUGUCCUUCAGUGAUGCCACACACAAGAGUGAUGUUUUCAAAGGAACCAAGAAAGGCUCUGUGUAUCUCACACCAUACAGGAUGGUGUUUGUGAGCAGUAAUCUGAAGGAUAAAUUCUGUUCCUUCAUGUUCCCGUAUUAUCUCAUGAAAAACUGCAGCAUUGAGCAGCCUGUAUUUGCUGCCAAUUACAUCCAGGGCACCAUCAAAGCAGAGCCUGGCGGUGGCUGGGAAGGCCAGGCCAACUUUAAACUGUCUUUCCCCAGUGGGGGUGCUAUAGAGCUGGGCCAGCACCUCUUUAAACUUGCCUCAAAUGCAUCGCGGGCUCCAUCACAGGCCGGUGUGGGAGCAUAUGGUCCUGCUGGAUUUAUGAACGGUUAUGCCAGUCCAGCCAUGCCACAGCCACAACCAUAUCCAUACACACCCCAACCAUACUCCUAUGCACCACAGCCUGCCUACAACCCAUACGCUUGCCCAGCUACUGCACCAGGAAUGAACCCCACUGCUCCGCCCUAUAUGGCUCCACCUCCUCCUUACCCUGGGCUCCCCCAGAACUGGAACACUCCAGUCGCCCCAGGUAAUGCUAAAGCACAAGAAGCGGCUGGUAGCGCCUAUUACAACCCCACCAACCCCCACAAUGUCUACAUGCCAAUGGAUCAGCCUCCUCCUUACUAUCCUCCUCAGAAUCAGCCAGACAAGAAAAACAACUGAAGUCUCUGAGCCCACUUACAUUAUUAUUAUUAUUAUUAUUAUUAUUAUUAUUAUUAUUAUUACUAUUAUUGCUCUUGGCUAUCACAGAUUCCUGUGAUGCUUGUAUUCAGGCAUUAGGAGUUGCUAAGUGUUUGAAUCAGAACAAUAAUACAAAAUCUGUGUGCGUGUCUGGGUGUGUGUCUGUCUGUGUCUGUGUGUGUGUCUGUGGCCCAUCCCAUGGUAUUGAAGUGCUUCAUCCUCUUUUGUUUUCUUUUGGAAUGUAGAAGCUGGAGUUUUUAAUCACAUUUAUAAGCAAUGAGACAAAGAUGUAAUUGAGAUAUUGUGGAUAUAAUUAUUUAGCAUGUAAUCUUAACUGAAUGAAGAGUUCUUAUUAACGAUGUUAAAUUUCUACUUUUGCUAACAGGCAAAUUCACCUGGAGAAGGUGUGUUGGGGGUUAUGCACUGUGUGCGUGUUUGUGUGUGUGUGAGAGAGAAACAAAGUUAUUGGUUUGGUAUUGAAUGAUCAGAAGGGCUGUAAAUCUCUAACCUCACAAUGAUUUAAAUUGUUUACGAUUAGGUUAGGAAAGACUUUAUGCAUCAUGACAUUUCACAUUUUAUCAGGAGUUAUGAUCUGAUUUAUUUUGCAUGAUUCAGAAUAAUAAAACAAAUACAUUGAAUACAUCAUUGUGAGAAAGCACAGUAAAACCAGUGCACCUAGCUUUUAACAACUCAAAGCCCAAAACCUUUAUUCUGGCAAAAACAUACUGCGUUAUAUUAUUAUAAGCAUUGUAACUUAUACUGAAGUUUCUGUGUAUUUGCAACUAAAUCACCACUUUCAGAUCGAUGGAUUUUCCACCCCCUAGUGGACAGGCUUAUGUACUGCAGGACAUUAUUGUGAUCUAACUGAACCCAGAAAUGAACAUUUAGGCUCCGGUCACAUUACUGGGCUUAAAUGGCACAAAUCCAAUUUUUUUGGCUUAAUGUGACAGAUCAGAUGUUUUUUCAGCAUUAUUGGAAAUUGUUAUAUCGUUAUUUUUUUUUUCACUGCGCAUGUACCAUCUUUCAGUGUUAAUGUGGCAGCAGUGCCUAACCUGAAAUUAGUCGGUAAAGUGUGAAAUCAAAGCACCUGAAAAAUUUUCAUCUUCAACUUGCUCUGUUAAUAAACAGCUAAAAACUGGUCAGAAUAAAUCAAAUUUGCGAUAAA
Messenger RNA from Pygocentrus nattereri (red-bellied piranha), 2077 nucleotides. It is a transcript of the gene wbp2nl, whose product is annotated as WBP2 N-terminal like. The transcript is spliced from 8 exons. The record is from RefSeq and is a predicted model, not a curated record. Gene Ontology annotation, molecular function: chromatin DNA binding; transcription coactivator activity. Gene Ontology annotation, biological process: positive regulation of DNA-templated transcription. The coding region runs from base 100 to 894 and encodes 264 amino acids. Gene Ontology annotation, cellular component: nucleus. Lineage: Eukaryota; Metazoa; Chordata; Actinopteri; Characiformes; Serrasalmidae.